GUGUCUUUUCUCAGUCGAAUAAUUUGCUUGCUUGUCCCGAAAGUCGGAGGGUGGAAAAGAAACCAGAGCGAAACAUAGAAGCGAGGAAGAGAAGAAGAAGGAAGAAAUAUGGAGUCUCCGAAGAAGAUAGCUCACGUGAUCGGUGGUGUCAACAACGACGCUCUUCGAUUUGGUCUGCAGGGCGUUAAGAGCGACAUCGUCGGAUCUCACCCACUCGAAUCUUCUUACGAAUCUCAAAAGAAAUCGCAAGAGGCGACGAAGAAGACGAUCAUUGCGCACACCUUUGGGGCUGCACUUCCAUUGAAGAUGGACAUGGACAGGCAAAUUCUCUCACGGUUUCAGAGACCUCCUGGACCAAUUCCUUCGUCGAUGCUCGGUUUAGAAGUCUACACAGGAGCUGUGGACAGCUUUGGUUUUGAGGAUUACUUGAAUGAUCCUCGUGACUCGGAGACAUUCAGGCCAGUAGAUUUCCACCACGGGAUGGAAGUUCGUCUUGGCAUCUCAAAGGGUCCGGUUCCCUCAAGUUUCAUGUAAUGCCUUUCAAAGAUGGUUUUAUUGGUUGUUGUUCCGUCUUACGCUUUUGAAUGAUGAAUCAAUUGAGAUAUUGUAUGAACUUGUUUCGACAUUAGUCUUCUCUUCUCUCUUCACCUGACUCCUAAGUUUGAAAUCGGAUGAGUCUCAGACAACUAUGAAACUGAAUGAUCAGACAAAGGUUUUGUGAAACUAAAGUUGUCAUCAGAUGAAAGAAUCAUCAUGUAUUCCACUCAGAUUGUAAAGCAAUGACUAUUAUUAGAAAUCAGAGA
Molecule: messenger RNA, 803 nt
Organism: Thlaspi arvense
Lineage: Eukaryota; Viridiplantae; Streptophyta; Magnoliopsida; Brassicales; Brassicaceae
Source: the annotation of a GenBank genome assembly